UUCGCUCCAGUUUCAUGGACAAGGAAGUUAUAGUGGGACGAGAAAGAAUCCUGCUGCUGUAUUUAUGUAAAAGAAAAAAAUCUCCAUAGCGUAAGUGCUUGAUACCGUAUCAGAAUCACCGACAAUCCUCUGAAUGGCAAAGCGAACAGGGCGACAGAAGAGCCAGCUGCCACCCUGCUACUAUGAGGGAUACCUGGAGAAGAGGUCGUUCAAAGAUAAGACAUCUCGGAAACUGUGGGCCUGUUUGUGUGGAAACACACUGUUCUUCUUUAAUGACAAGAGAGACAAUAAUUAUGUAGAGAAGGUAGAACUCAGUGGAUUCCUGUCAAUAACAGAUGACAACAGCCAGGAUCGAAAUUUAGACGCAGCCAGACUCAACCUCCAGAUGAAGGAUGGAAUCAUCAAAUUCAAUGCCCCAACCACAGAGGCUCGAGAGCUGUGGAAAGGCUAUAUUCACUCUGUAGCUGAGCUGUCUGUACCUACUUCCCUUAACCUGCUUCCUGGCCAGAUCCACAUGCUAAGAGAAGCAGUAGAAGAGGAAAAACAAAGAAUAAAAUCCAGCCCUCCACCCUCUAACAGAGACUCAGACACUUAUGUUUGCCUCAAACCAGACAUGCCAAGCUGUUACCACAAUGUGUCCCGUCUGGAAGCAGAGCUGCUGCUGGAGAGAGAAGCAAAGAAAGGGAACCUGCUGCUGAGGCCAGGGAGAGAUGGGAGCUCUUUUGCUGUCACCACAAGACAAGACUUAGCUGGCCCUGUAUUCAGACACUACCGUGUGGCACGUAAACAAGAAGGAUUUUCCAUUGAUGUGGACAAUCCUGUUUCCUGUUCAACAUUACAUGAUGUGAUCAACUACUUAGUGCAAAAAAGUGAAGGAGCUCUGAUUCCUCUCAACAUGGAAGGAACAUACGACCGAAGAAUCUCUUUUAUUUUAUCAGAUAAAGAAAAUGGAGAGAAGAGUGUUCAACAGGCCCCGCCAAACAAUGAACCACCAAGCCUGCCCCCAAAACCAGCUCCUAAAACAUCAAUCCCUGAACCAGCACCAAAACGAGUUGAAGGGAAUAUUUAUCUGAAUGACAUGUUGGAGGAGAUGGAAAAAGGGACGGAGGAGUCCCCAGAGGUCCCACUGCCACCUCUAAGGAGAGCAAUAAUGCCUCCAGCAAUAGCUCCCCGCAAAUGGUCUAGUACAGCAUCGACUCCCUCUUCUACCAAAGAUCCUAUAACAAAAAUCCUCUCAGAAACUCCAGGACAGAUUCCUCUUGCAGCACUCUCUGAGCUGAAACUAAAGCUGGAACAAAAGGCAAAGAGUGUAGAGUGACAUCUCCAGGUGGGAAUCUCUAAAAGCCUCUAUGUCUCCAGUCCAGAGCCGUUAACUGAAUGAGUUGUGCAAGAUGAAGAAAGACAUACGAGCAGAGAGCAGCUCUGUCCACACGGAUACCCUCCUCCUUGCGAACUGGCUGUCAGCAGUAAAGCUGUUUCAAAGAUUAGCACUUCAUUGAUUUGCUCUUCUCACUCUCCCUUUAACACAUUGAAUCAGCUGUAACUACUGUAUAUGUCACAUUAGCCUCACCAUGUUUGUUGUACUUUUGCACAUUAGCCACAUGUACAUUCUCCCAAUCAUGCUGUAUCAGUAAAUCACUGUUCUUGUGUACAUUUUUAAGCGUUGUAUGUAUUGUAUAUAUUUUUUGUAUAAAGCUUAGAUAGCAUUUCAUUUCCUGCUUUAGAGGCAUGUAUAUACUGUUUGUUGCUGACCGUUUUUGUGUAU
Molecule: messenger RNA, 1765 nt
Organism: Cheilinus undulatus (humphead wrasse)
Lineage: Eukaryota; Metazoa; Chordata; Actinopteri; Labriformes; Labridae
Product: signal-transducing adaptor protein 1-like
Exons: 13
Coding region: 134-1318 (394 amino acids)
Molecular function (GO): signaling adaptor activity
Source: RefSeq, a predicted model, not a curated record